Messenger RNA from Etheostoma cragini (Arkansas darter), 2249 nucleotides. RefSeq names its product prostaglandin I2 receptor (gene ptgir). Lineage: Eukaryota; Metazoa; Chordata; Actinopteri; Perciformes; Percidae. Gene Ontology annotation, molecular function: thromboxane receptor activity; prostacyclin receptor activity. Gene Ontology annotation, cellular component: plasma membrane. The transcript has 3 exons. Bases 465 to 1598 code for a protein of 377 amino acids. Gene Ontology annotation, biological process: negative regulation of smooth muscle cell proliferation; inflammatory response; positive regulation of cytosolic calcium ion concentration. The record is from RefSeq and is a predicted model, not a curated record.
GAGAGAGAAAGAGAGAGAGAGAGAGAGAGAGAGAGAAAGCAAGAGAGAGUGUAAGAUGAGAAAAAAGCGGAACUUAUUCAGUCUUACUCUCUGUCGCAUGAGUUCAGUGUGUAUCUGCCGAGACGUAAACGGCAGCGGCAUAGUUUACUAAAACAGGAGCCUGAAUCCGAAGAAGACGAAGAAUUUUACUUUUCUGACUUACUUUUAAGAAGUUAAAACGUCGCUCAAAUUGCUUCUCUCCUGCGGAACCAGUGAAAGAUUUCAAAACUGUCUGCAAGAACAAGAGACAGACAGACAAGCACGUCAUAGGUCAGUGUAGCAUUAUGGGUCUUCCCAAACUCCCCUGCCUUCUGUGUUGCCAUAUGAUGGUAUCAAGAGGUCAGGAUCUCCCUUUGUUGUGUGGGAAUUCUUUAUUACCGGUAAUUCCACACUGAGCAGGCAGAUUUUUUUGCAGCGAGUUAGACAUGAACCAAAGCAUGGAUUCAAACGAAUCAUGUAACAAUACCACCUGCACUGCCACUCUCAUCGUGAAUGGGGAUGGUAAGCCAGUAACAAGCAUCAUCAUGUUUUUGGCUGCCGUGGUGGGAAACCUUCUGGCUCUCUUCAUCCUCGGCGUGCACCAGAAGGAGCAUCGUUCCAGGUCUUCUGUCUUCUGCAUCCUGGUGACCGGCCUGGCCCUCACCGACCUGCUGGGUACCUGCCUCCUCAGCCCACCUGUGUUCAUCUGCUACGCCCGCAACAUGUCCCUGAUCAGUCUGGGAGACGCAAGACUGUGCAAGAUCUUUGCUUUCGCCAUGAGUUUCUUUGGCUUGGCCCCCACGCUCAUCCUGUGCGCCAUGGCUGUGGAGCGCUGCCUGGCCAUCAGCCACCCUUACUUUUAUUCUGUACACAUCCGGCGCAGCUUUGCCAAAUACACUCUCUUCUUUAUUUAUGUUUUUUCUUUGGCCUUCUGCCUCCUGCCAUACAGUGGCUAUGGCAAAUUCAGACAGUACUGUCCUGGGACGUGGUGCUUCAUCGACAUGGACGCGACAGGGGAUGACCAGGCCAGCUUGGUGCUGGCCUUCUCUCUGUCCUACUCGUCCCUCAUGGCACUGCUGAUCUUCUCAGUGUUUGUGUGCAACGGUUCAGUGAUUGUCAGCCUGUGCCAGAUGCACCGGAGCCAGAGGAUGAGGCGCAGCUCGGUCGGCUCGACGGGGAGGAAAAGGAAGCUGAGCCUGGCCUGGUUCACACGGGGGGAAGAGGAGGUGGACCACCUGGUGCUGCUGGCGCUGAUCACCGUCAUCUUCGUGGUCUGCUCCCUGCCACUCACUAUUGCAGGUUUCAUCAACGCCAUUCACCCAUUUUGUGGCGACGCGGAGAACCUGACAGCCUUCCGCUUCUACGCCCUCAACCCCAUCGUGGAUCCUUGGGUCUUCAUCAUCUGCCGCAAGUCCGUGUUUCAACACCUUUGGUCUCUGCUGAACUGCCGCUUCGGCAGAAAAGCUGUGAAGACGACAGCACACUGUGCUCUGUCUUUACCCCUAGACACUCAAACUCAGAGCGACCCCAGAGACGGGAGAGUCCCACAGACCAGCAUGUUCUCCAGUUUACCUCUGUGACCCAACAGAAGCCCUUGGCUCGGAGGCCUCGAUGCCUGAUAAAACAUGGGAGCAAAUAUGUGAAAUGUAACGUUAACAUUUGCAUACAGGACUCGUCAUUUUAAGACACAAACAAAGUAUCCGUCACAAUGGAAAUAUUUCAACAUGAAGAAACUUUGGGAAAAUCUAUUGCACUAGAUUUUAAAAUUCCAUUGACUAAUGAAAGCUCUUCCCAAGUUCCAUGGAGAAUUGUCCCAUGAAUAAACAGCACUGUAACUUAGCACUAAAAAAUACAUGAAUCCAUGUCACGACUAUGAAAAAUCUGAAUAUAUGAACUCGGGUAAAAGCUAUAUGGGUAAACAAUAUGCAUGAAUGUAUACUGUCUUCUUUUUUCUCUCAGCCUUUUCUUUAAGACUACUAGGUUGUCCACAUCGACUGAUCAAUGACAUGAGAUGCAGGUCACACUUAACCUGAAGAUUACAUUACGUCAUGUCAUUACAUGUCAUUUAGCUGAUGCUUUUUAUCCAAAACGACUUACAAUUGUUGGAUAUGUCAGAGGUCGCACGGCUCUGGAGCAACUAGGGGUUAAGUGUGUUGCUCAGGGACACAUUUGUUGAUGUAUCGCAGUGGGAAUUGAACCCAGAACCCCCACACCAAAGGCAUGUGUCAUAU